This is a messenger RNA of Danaus chrysippus (African queen), 300 nucleotides long. The record is from the annotation of a GenBank genome assembly. NCBI's taxonomy places the organism in Eukaryota, Metazoa, Arthropoda, Insecta, Lepidoptera, Nymphalidae.
AUGUUGUUAACGUGUCUGUUAGUCGCUGUCUCUCCACAAGGCCUCUCUCCCUAUCUCUUCACACCAGUACAGGUCCAGGUCUCUUUCUCCCCGCAGGUCCCCCCUCCCCCCUUCCCCCCUCGUGUUCGUCUUGUUCUGAUAACGCAUCACUACGCUCAGCUGCACGUGCUCUCUGAUACCGCUUAUCUAUGCUCUAUGUGGUUGGUGGUGGAGGUGGUAGGGGGAGUGUUCCCGGGCCCGAGUGAAGGGCUCCGAGGGAGGGUCGCGCUCGGGCGUGCUUCAUCAGCGAGCAGUCAGUAG